CAGUCAGCACACCCGUUCGCCUUAAGAUGGCUCGUGUUGUCUCCCCCCCCCCUCAAGAAAUGUGACACUUGGCCUGAUAACUUCCUCUUGUUGUGGGAGAUCGAAUCUCUACUGGCUUGCGGCUGAGAGAAACAAUAAAGAUGCGCAUUCGUCACGCCCUGGUCGGGAUCGCUAGCCUCUGCUGUCUCCUCGGGACUGCCUCGGGGGCCCGAAUCAGUAGUAGGGACAUGUUAUCGAGGCGGGUUGUCCCGCCGUCGCACACCCUUCACGAGAGACACGAGGCGGGCAACGUUGAAGGAUGGGUCAAGAGAGGACUCGCAGAUGCCGAGUCCACCGUUCCGGUCAGGAUCGGGCUGAAGCAGUCCAACGUGGACGCUGCGCAUGACUUGCUGAUGGACAUCUCCGACCCACGUUCCCCAAACUACGGCAAACACCUCUCGAGGAGCGAAGUCGAAGAUCUCUUUGCACCUCGGGAACACUCGGUUGCCAAGGUCAAACGCUGGCUGGCGUCGGCAGGGGUUGAUGAAGGAAGAAUCUCGCAAUCGGCCAACAAGCAGUGGAUUCAGUUCGAUGCUCCUGUCUACGAGCUCGAGAAAUUGCUCCUCACGAGGUACCACAUCUUUGAAAACCUCGAGACGGGUGUGCAGAACAUUGCUUGUUCCGAGUACCAUGUUCCUCGCGACGUGUCGCAUCACAUCGACUACAUCACUCCUGGCAUCAAGCUCAUGGCCGGUGGGCGUGAGGAAAGAAUGGUCAGGUGGAGGAAAGCGGACCGGCGUUCUCUCGUAGCGGGUCUGGCCAGCCAGGGCAGAAAGGGAGCCCAUGGAAUGGGUCAUGGAGGAGGAGGAGGAAGUAGAUCGCCGGAUGAUCCCGUCGUGGACGACAGCCCUUUCCGGGUGACCGGACCGUGCAGCGCCGAGAUCACACCCAACUGUAUUCGGGCUCAAUAUCAACUCCCCAACGGUACACGAGCCGCGAGCGGCAACGAGCUCGGCAUCUUCCAGGGACUGGGUCAGCAUUACAGCCAGGAAGAUCUCGACAACUACUGGAAAUACGUUGCCCCUUGGGUCCCCCGCGGGACGCACCCGGAACUCCGGUCAAUCAACGGCGCCCUCGGCCCGGCCAACGACACACUCAGGGCCGGAGAGGAAGCGGACCUCGACUUCCAGAUUGCCAUUCCCCUGAUAUGGCCUCAGAGGACGGUCCUCUUCCAGACGGACGACGAGUGGUAUCAGCAAGACCAGCAGCGCGCUGAUACCAAGUACCCGGGCUUCUUUAACACCUUCUUUGACGCGAUCGACGGGUCCUACUGCCACAUGACGGCAUUCAACAUGACGGGCAACUGCGUGACGCCGGAGUGCCGGGACCCGGAGUACCCGAACCCGAACGCGACGCCGGAGCAGGGCGGGUACGCGGGGGCGCUCAUGUGCGGGCGGCACCGGCCGACGAGCGUGGUGUCGGUCAGCUACAGCGGGACGGAGGACUCGUGGCCGGCGAGCUACAUGCGGCGGCAGUGCCUCGAGGUGCUCAAGCUGGCCCUGCAGGGCGUCACCGUCGUCGAGUCGUCGGGCGACUUCGGCGUCGGCGGCCGCCCCUUCGACCCCCGCGCCGGCUGCCUCGGCCCGGACCGCGCCGUCUUCAGCCCCCGCGUCAUGGCCAACUGCCCGUACGUGCUCAGCGUCGGGGCCACCGCGCUGGUCGACCCCGAGCAGGAGCAGCAGCAGCAGCAUGCCGACCGGGGCGGUAGCGGCAAGGAGCCGAGACUGGUCGAGGUGGCGGCCCGGACGUUCGCCUCGGGCGGCGGCUUCUCCAACAUCUUCGGGCGGCCCAAGUGGCAGGACAGGCACGUGAGGGAGUAUCUGCGCAAGACCAACCUGUCCGAGCUCGGGUACGACAACGCGGCCGGGAUGAGCUUCGACAGCCUGCGGCCCCCCCCGGCCGGCGGCAAGCUGUUCAACAGGCUCGGCAGGGGCUAUCCCGACGUGGCCGCCGUCGGCCAGAACUUCCGCGUCGUCCUCAGGGGCUACCCGAACCGCAUGCACGGCACCUCGGCUGCCGCGCCGGUCUGGGCCUCCAUACUGACCCUCAUCAACGAGGAGCGCCGGGCGGUGGGCAAGGGCCCCGUCGGCUUUGUGCAUCAGGUCCUCUAUCAACACCCGGAGGUUUUUACCGACAUCACCGUGGGAUCCAACCCCGGAUGCGGAACUGACGGCUUUCCGGUCGAGGAGGGAUGGGAUCCGGUGACAGGUCUGGGGUCGCCCAUCUACCCAAAGCUCCUGAAGCUGUUUAUGAGCUUGCCAUGAAGGGAGUCCUCGUGUGAAGUGGUCACGCAUGGCUAGCCCGGCGUUGCAAGACACUCUUUUGUUCCAACACAUGAGGAACUGUUUGAUGAAGAGGGCAAAAGAAUAAAACAGAAAAGGGACAGAUUGAGAAGAAAAAGAAGUUGUGACUCGGAUGCCGGGAAUCGAACCCGGAGCUGUUGAGAACAUUCACUGCUGAGUAAUGAGAGUCAACGAUGUUAGCCAUUACACCACACCCGAGAAGGGCGGCUUUUGCUGAUUGUUGGAACUGGCGGGCUAAUUUGUGGUAGAUAAAACAACUCUCUUCUCCUAAGCAUCGACACUUUGAGCAGGACAUAAGUCUGCUAUGUGCUGUUAUUCUUGUGUUCCAGCUGGUGUGGUGUAAUUAUCGUAU
This is a messenger RNA of Thermothelomyces thermophilus ATCC 42464, 2694 nucleotides long. RefSeq lists its product as uncharacterized. NCBI's taxonomy places the organism in Eukaryota, Fungi, Ascomycota, Sordariomycetes, Sordariales, Chaetomiaceae. Bases 141 to 2303 code for a protein of 720 amino acids. The record is from RefSeq and is a predicted model, not a curated record. Gene Ontology annotation, biological process: proteolysis. The transcript has 9 exons. Gene Ontology annotation, molecular function: serine-type endopeptidase activity; tripeptidyl-peptidase activity.